This is a messenger RNA of Oldenlandia corymbosa var. corymbosa, 1386 nucleotides long. Lineage: Eukaryota; Viridiplantae; Streptophyta; Magnoliopsida; Gentianales; Rubiaceae. The record is from the annotation of a GenBank genome assembly.
GUGGAAACGCUCUUUAAUGGAACUUUAGCUUUAGCGGGUCGUGAUCAAGAAACCACCGGUUUCGCUUGGUGGGCCGGAAAUGCCCGACUUAUCAAUUUAUCCGGUAAAUUAUUAGGAGCUCAUGUAGCCCAUGCUGGUUUAAUCGUAUUCUGGGCAGGAGCAAUGAACCUAUUUGAAGUGGCUCAUUUCAUACCAGAGAAGCCUAUGUACGAACAGGGAUUAAUUUUACUUCCCCACCUAGCUACUCUAGGUUGGGGAGUAGGUCCUGGUGGAGAAGUUAUAGACACCUUUCCAUACUUUGUAUCGGGAGUACUUCAUUUAAUUUCCUCUGCGGUUUUGGGCUUUGGCGGUAUUUAUCAUGCACUUCUAGGUCCUGAGACGCUUGAAGAAUCUUUUUCAUUCUUUGGUUAUGUAUGGAAAGAUAGAAAUAAAAUGACCACAAUUUUAGGUAUUCACUUAAUCUUGUUAGGUCUGGGUGCCUUUCUUCUAGUAUUCAAGGCUCUAUAUUUUGGAGGCGUGUAUGAUACCUGGGCUCCGGGAGGGGGGGAUGUAAGAAAGAUUACCAACUUGACCCUUAGCCCAAGCAUCCUAUUUGGAUAUUUACUAAAAUCGCCUUUUGGAGGGGAAGGGUGGAUUGUUAGUGUGGAUGAUUUAGAAGAUAUAAUCGGAGGGCAUGUAUGGUUAGGUUCCAUUUGUAUACUGGGUGGAAUCUGGCAUAUUUUAACCAAACCCUUUGCGUGGGCUCGGCGCGCACUUGUAUGGUCUGGAGAGGCUUACUUAUCUUAUAGUUUAGGGGCUUUAUCCGUCUUUGGUUUCAUUGCUUGUUGUUUUGUCUGGUUCAAUAAUACCGCUUAUCCUAGUGAGUUUUACGGACCCACUGGACCAGAAGCUUCUCAAGCUCAAGCAUUUACUUUUCUAGUUAGAGACCAACGUCUUGGGGCUAAUGUGGGCUCUGCACAAGGGCCUACGGGUUUAGGUAAAUAUCUAAUGCGUUCCCCAACCGGAGAAGUCAUUUUUGGAGGAGAAACGAUGCGUUUUUGGGAUCUGCGUGCUCCUUGGUUAGAACCUUUAAGAGGUCCAAAUGGGUUGGACUUGAGUAGGUUGAAAAAGGACAUACAACCUUGGCAAGAACGACGUUCCGCAGAAUAUAUGACUCAUGCUCCUUUAGGUUCUUUAAAUUCCGUGGGCGGCGUAGCUACUGAGAUCAAUGCAGUCAAUUAUGUCUCUCCUAGAAGUUGGUUAGCUACCUCUCAUUUUGUUCUAGGGUUCUUUUUCUUCGUAGGUCAUUUGUGGCAUGCGGGAAGGGCUCGUGCAGCUGCAGCAGGGUUUGAAAAAGGAAUUGAUCGUGAUUUUGAACCUGCACUUUCCAUGACUCCUCUUAAUUGA